CUACAUUCUGAAAAGGACACAUUUAGCUCCUGCAUCCCUCUCUCCCAGACGGCGAUCUGGAACUCUGAGGUUUGCCCAUACUGUUUCUUCUCUCACGACACAACAGAACUACAGGUGCAGACGGGCACCCAGAGCCAAGGCUUGCCCUAUUGCCUUGAGACCACGCCAGUCAUGGAUAAAGUAAAUCCUGAAGCUGUUCCCAACCCACAACAAGAGAACAUGGAGGUGGUGCCACCGAAAGAGUUAAAAUGCCAGAAGUCUGCCAAAAACAUUCUGAUCUAUUUGAUUGGUAGGCAGAUGGGGAAGCCCAGAAAUAAUAUGGAUUUGUUUGAGUGGGCUUGGUCAGUAAAAUAAAGUCCUCCCUCCAGAAUAGAGUGGCCAUUACCAAAAUUCAUGUUUAGGUCUAAGAAGAAGCGGAAUAAGAAGCCACUCUCAUGUUUGACGCAUUAAACUAGUCUUCAUUGCAA
Messenger RNA from Mastomys coucha (southern multimammate mouse), 467 nucleotides. Its product is annotated as embryonic testis differentiation protein-like. Bases 172 to 354 code for a protein of 60 amino acids. Lineage: Eukaryota; Metazoa; Chordata; Mammalia; Rodentia; Muridae. The transcript is spliced from 2 exons. The record is from RefSeq and is a predicted model, not a curated record.